This is a messenger RNA of Cervus elaphus (red deer), 3026 nucleotides long. RefSeq names its product serpin A3-5-like. Gene Ontology annotation, molecular function: serine-type endopeptidase inhibitor activity. The transcript is spliced from 5 exons. The coding region runs from base 92 to 1315 and encodes 407 amino acids. Gene Ontology annotation, biological process: negative regulation of endopeptidase activity. Lineage: Eukaryota; Metazoa; Chordata; Mammalia; Artiodactyla; Cervidae. The record is from RefSeq and is a predicted model, not a curated record.
CGCAGUCAUGAAACACCUGCAUCCAGGCAGACGGUGACUUCAGAUCCAUUCCCACAUCCCGCUCUCACAGGCAGACACGAGGGCAGAAAGAAUGUCUCCCUUUCUGGCUCUGGGGCUCCUGUUGGCUGGGAUCUGCAGUGUCCACUCCCUCCCGGAGAAUGUGAUGGUGAAGGACCAACGCAGAAGGGUGGAUGACCACACAUUAGCCUCCAGCAACACCGACUUCGCCUUCAGCCUCUACAAGCAGUUGGCUUUGGAGAACCCCAAUAAGAAUGUCAUCUUCUCCCCUCUGAGCAUCUCCAUAGCCUUGGCCUUCCUGUCCCUGGGGGCCCGUGGUCCCACCCUGACAGAGAUCCUGGAAGGACUCAAGUUCAACCUCACGGAGAUCCAGGAGAAAGAGAUCCACCAGGGCUUCCAGCACCUCCUGCAGACGCUCAAUCGACCCAGCAACCAGCUGCAGCUGAGCGUGGGAAACGCCAUGUUUGUGCAGGAGGAGCUGGAGCUGCUGGACAAGUUCAUAGAAGAUGCCCGGGUGCUGUAUUCCUCCGAGGCCUUCUCGACCAACUUCAGGGAUCCUGAAGCUGCCAAGAGUCUAAUAAACGAGUAUGUGAAGAAUAAAACCCAGGGGAAAAUUGAGGAGCUGUUCAAGUUCCUUUCCCCGAGAACAGUGUUGGUCCUGGUGAAUUACAUCUACUUUAAAGCCCAGUGGAAGACCCGCUUUGACCCCAAACACACUCAGCAGGCAGAGUUCCACGUGAGCGAGAACAAGACGGUGGAGGUGCCCAUGAUGACCCUUGGCCUGGAAACCCCUUACUUCCGGGACGAGGAGCUGGGCUGCACGCUGGUGGAGCUCACAUACACCAGCAAUGACAGUGCCCUCCUCAUCCUCCCCGACGAGGGCAAGAUGCAGGACCUGGAAGCCAAGCUGAACCCGGAGACCCUGACGAGGUGGCGAGGAUCCCUGCAGCCCAGUCGAAUACACGAACUCUGCCUGCCAAAAUUUUCCAUCAAGAGUGACUAUGAGCUGAAUGACAUCCUCUCCCAGCUGGGUAUUAGGAAAAUAUUCACCGACGCUGACCUGUCAGGGCUCACGGGGUCUGGGAACCUGGUAGUCUCCCAGGUGGUCCACAGCGCUGUGCUGGAUGUGGAUGAGGAGGGCACGGAAGGAGCUGCUGCAACGGGAAUCAGCAUAGAAAAAACGUCCUUUCGGAGAACCAUUGUGCGUUUCGACAGGCCCUUCCUGAUUGCCAUAGUUCUCAAAGACACCCAGAGCAUCAUCUUUCUGGGGAAAGUCACCAACCCCAGUCAAGCCUAGAGCUCCGCUCUGAGCUCUGGGUGCCCUCCCUAAGGAGUGAGGUGCCCAGGUCCCUGGGUGCAGCCUGGGCCCCGGGCACUGAGGAUGCACCCGGCCUGUCCCCACCUGCUCACCUCUGGGGAUGGGACAGUGAGUCUUCUGGGGGCUCCACAUGCACAGGGAGUCUGUGUCCUCUGGGUCACCUCUGCUGUGAGGCUGCACCCAUCACGGGAACUUGGCUUAUGACCUUUCAGAUGUCGUGAUGGCUACUUCAUUAUGGCUAGAGUGGUUUUAAAUGGUAAAUCUAUUUAAUAAUACAAAUUAAUAGAACUCUCCACUUUAAUGCAGCAUGAACAGAAAAGCUAAUAUGUGCUCAGCAGAUAGAAUAUUUGCAAAAUGUUCACUGUGGAGCAUCCACUUCACACUGAGGAUGCAAUAGGAAUUGGGUAACAAAGCACAGUCUCUCCCUCAAAGAUUUUUUUGUUUUCAUGGCAAAAUUCAGACAUUAGAAAAAUAGAGAGGAUGAUAUAACCUCACGUACAUAUCAGCAGCUUCAGUCAUUAUCAGCAUGGGGCCAAUAUAAUUAUUCCCUACCUCCUAGCCCCUUCCCUCUUUUGGGUUUGUUUUGUAGCAAAUCUUACACAUCCUGCUAUUCAAACUGUAAGAAUUUUUAAAAAUACUUAAAAUGGCAUAUCACACUUAAAAAUAAACAUAAUUCUUUAAUAUUAUCCAAUACCAAGUUAUUAUUCCCUUAUGUGGUGACUAAACUUAAUUUUUUUUUUCUGAAUUAGGAUGCAUUGUAAGAGACAAUAUCUAUGCGUGGCAUUUAAUUACUUUACCUCUAAGUGUCUCUCUCUGUAUUGAAGAGAAAUUUAUAGAACAAAAGUAGCCACUUUAACAUGUAAAAUUCAGCAGUGAUUAGCACAUUUACAUGCUGUACAACUAUCACUUCUUUUUAGUUUCUGACUGUUUUAAUCACCCCCAAAGGAAACCCCAUAUCCAUUAAGCUCUCACUGCCCAUUACAACUUUUCCCCAGGACCUGGUAACUCCUAAUAGAAAUUUUUCUAUCUCUGGAUUUAACAUCUCAAUAUUUUAUAUAAAGGGAAUGACACAAUAUGCGACCUUUGGUGACUGGCUUCAUUCCCUUAGCAUGAUACUUUCAAGAUUCAUCCACACUGCCUGUGUUUCGGUAUUUCAUUCCUUUUUCAUCUGGUGGCUCAGAUGGUAAAUAAUCUGCCUGCAGUGUGGGAGACCUGGGUUUGAUCCCUGGGUUGGGACGGUCUCCUGGAGGAGGAGGGCAUGGCAACCCACGGCAGUAUUCUUGCCUGGAGAAUCCCAGGGGCAGAGGGAGACUGGUGGGCUUCAGUCCAUGGGGUUGCAAAGAGUCGGACACAGUGAAGCAACUUAGCAGGCAUGCAUGCAAGGUCAUUCGACAUUUACCUCUUUGAAGAACCUCCAAACCUAUGUCCAGAGCAACUGUACCAUUUUACUUCUUCACCAGCAAUGUACAAGGGGUCCAAUUUCUCCUUAUUCUUGAAACAUAUGCUGUUGAUUUCCUAUUAGUAUUAUUAUUAUGAAUACAGCCUUCUUAGAUUUGAGUUAAUGUUUUCCUGCGGUUUUGAUUUCCCGGAGGAUGAAGGAUAGUGAGCUUGUGUUCAGUGCUUAGUAGUCACUUGUGUAUCUUCUUUGAAAAAAUGUCUAUUAAAGUCCUUUUUCCACUUUUUCAUUGGA